Molecule: messenger RNA, 426 nt
Organism: Suillus discolor
Lineage: Eukaryota; Fungi; Basidiomycota; Agaricomycetes; Boletales; Suillaceae
Product: NDUFA12-domain-containing protein
Exons: 5
Coding region: 1-426 (141 amino acids)
Biological process (GO): response to oxidative stress; mitochondrial respiratory chain complex I assembly
Cellular component (GO): membrane
Source: RefSeq, a predicted model, not a curated record
AUGUCCUUCAUUCGUUAUGUGCGGAACAUCCGCAGAACAGGGAUCAAACAAUGGUGGCAUCAAUUGCAGUACAUUGGAGAUGCAAAAGCUGGGACGCUUAUCGGAACCGACCAGUUCGGUAAUAAAUACUUUGAAAACCUGAACCCUGACGAUGAAGUUCCAGGACGUCAUAGAUGGGUGGACUUUACUCAGCAUUACAACAACGCUACCCAAGUCCCCCCCGAGUGGCGUUCGUGGCUAUCGCACAUACGGUUACAACCACCUACGGAGGAUGCUGUCGUGCAGAGCCUGACUCCGUCAUGGAAAGCGCCCUGGGUAGAGACCCUGACGGGUACGAGAGGUGCCUAUCGGUCGUAUAACACGGUGAAGCCUAAGAUUAAUGCUUGGGAACCGAAGGUCAUAACACGGGGCGAGGCGCAUCCGUAG